Symbiodinium sp. CCMP2456 is the source of this 2691-nucleotide messenger RNA. The record is from the annotation of a GenBank genome assembly. NCBI's taxonomy places the organism in Eukaryota, Dinophyceae, Suessiales, Symbiodiniaceae.
GAGUUCCGAGGCUUCCUCGGCAACGCGGAAGCGCGCAGCAGCUGCCUCGCCGAGGCAGUGGCCCAGAUCCGCAGCGACAUCGAGACGGGGGCAGCCCUCGAGGAGCCGGCGAGGCUCAGGCGGCUGCUGCUGUGCACCUUUGCUGACCUCAAGAAGUAUCACUACAGCUACUUGCUGAGCCUCCCGGCUCUCCGCUUGGCUUCGCCCUGGGCCUGGCGGCCUGGGGGCCGGACGGAGGCGGUCUUGAAUCGCUCAGAGGUGGUGCAGCUCGCGCGAAGCCUCCGUGAGGACCCGACGCAUUCGGGCGUGCGGCUGCUGGUCCGGGGUGAGGAAUGGUCCGUCCAGCCGCUUUCAGAGCUCCUGCGCCUGAAGGGCCUGGCGCCGGAAGCCUUGAUCCUGGCUUUCGCGGACCCCGCCUCGGACGAGGCACCUGGCUGGCCUCUUCAGAACCUCCUCGUGCUGCUGGCCUUCCACCGCCCGGGGAAAUACCGCAUUCUCGGCUUCCGUGACCCGCAGCUGGCUGCAGGUUCACAUGGCUACAACGGCACCACAGGCUCAGCACCCUUGCGGUCGCGGCUCUUCGACGUCGACGUGCCGGCAGUGGAGGUUAAAUUGUUGCCUGCUUCUGUUGACUUGUGGGCGCAGAUUGCCUGGUAUGUCCACUUGCCACGCGCAGCACUCGCCAUUCCGUCCGUUUCAAUGAUCUGGUUCGGGCUCCUGCUUCUGCCGUUGAUGGCUUGCUCCCUCCAGCAUGGAAUCGUGGUGGGCAAGGGAAUCGGUGUGGGCAAGGUUCUGAAGCCGGAGGUGCAGAGCUUCAACUUGGAUGAGUUGUUACAUGGUGGAGCUCUGCCACAGGGCAUGGGACCCUGGACGACGGUGUUUCAGGCUUUGGGUCGCGGAAACCGCAUGCCAGCGGAUGAGUUGAUGAACAUCAUGGACAUGAGUGGCGUGAGUGGCGAGCUCUCCGCGGCUUACAUCGACCCGCAGUUGAGGACCAUUCAGAAGUUGAGCAAUGACACCGGGAUGCUCAUGAAGGCCGUGCACCAAGACCCCCUGGUGCAACAGCUGGCGGCGAUGGACCCGGCGAUGUCCAAAGUCAUCAGCAGCCCAAGUGCCUUGAAGAAGAUUUUCAGUCCCGAGCUUUUGGACCAAGUGCAGCACGGGGAGAUUCCGGACGAAAGUUGGAUGCAAACUAUCCUGAAUUCGGCCGACUCUGACGGGACUCCCCGCAAGGCGUCCAUGGCAUCGCCUGCGAAAGCACCCGCCGCCUUGGUGCUGGAGAACGGGUUGAGGCUGAAGCAGGUGAGGCCAGGAGACGGGCAGCACUUCCCGCAGCAGAAGGAUCUUCUCUCCGUGCGGUACGCAGGAUACCUGACGGAUGGCACGCUUUUCGACCACGGCCAGUUCGGCUUCGAGCUCGGCGCUUCAGAGGUCAUCCGAGGCUGGGAGAUGGCCUUGCCCCACAUGAGCCUCGGCGAGCGUGCUGCUCUGCAGGUGCCGGCUGCCCUUGGCUACGGGACUGCAGGUAAAGGCCCUAUUCCUCCCGGGGCCGACCUGAUUUUCGAUGUCGAACUUCGCAGCAUCAACAAGCUGGCAGCACCAGCGGUGGCAGUGAAAAUUGCGACUACCGACCUCACCCGGUUUCUCGAUUCCAAAACCGUCGCAGCAAACGCAGUGGAUCUAAACAUCAAGCUGAUGCAGUGGCGAGUGCUGCCGUCGUUGCAGCCGGAGAAAAUGAAGGAUUUGCGGAUCUUGCUCCUCGGUGCUGGCACCCUGGGCUGCGGGGUGGCCCGCGCACUGAUGGGCUGGGGCUGCAGGCGGAUGACCUUCGUGGAUGCGGGCAAGGUGUCCUACUCCAACCCGGUCCGGCAGAGCCUUUUCACGCACAGGGACGCCGCAGAGGGGCGCAAGAAGGCGACUGCGGCUCGCGAGGCUGUCGAGGCCAUCCUGCCUGAUGCAGAAGUCGCGGAUGUUGUCCUGGACAUCCCGAUGCCUGGUCAUCCCCACCAGUCAGCAGAUGUUCUCCGCGGCAACCUCGCAAAGCUGCAGGAGCUCAUAGACGCGCAUGAUGUUGUGUGCAUGCUAACUGACUCCCGAGAGUCUCGGUGGGUCCCAUCCUUGCUCGUGGCCGCACAGCAGAAGGAGAAAGAGUUUCCGCCCUUGGGGCUGACGGUUGCGCUCGGUUUCGAUUCCUUCUUGGUUUCCAGGCAGACCUACAAGAGCGCAGUGGCUGCCUGCUACUUCUGUAACGAUGUCACCGCUCCUGCCGACUCCCUGGCAUUCAGGACUUUGGACCAACAGUGCACAGUGACCCGCCCGGGCAUCUCGGGUCUGGCGAGCAGCGUUGCCGUCGAGCUUCUGGCAGCCCUAACACAACACGAGGCGGGCUUUGCGGCCCCCUCCUGGACGGGAUUGGAGAACCUCUACAGCUCUCCUCUGGGAGGGGUUCCACACCAGGUUCGCGGCUAUGCAGCUGAGUAUACCUUGUCCCCUGUGGAGACAGAGCCCUUCUCACGCUGCAUCUGCUGCUCCCCUCAGGUGCUGCAGCGCUACGCCGACGAGGGGAUGUCCUUCCUGGAGAAGGUCAUUGCCGAUUCCUCGAUCCUGGAGGAGAUCUCUGGUCUCGCGGAGAUGAAAGCCGGACUGCGUGAGCACGAAGUAGAGGCCUUCGACGACUUUGAUGAUCUCUGA